This is a messenger RNA of Habropoda laboriosa, 3341 nucleotides long. RefSeq names its product protein groucho-like. Gene Ontology annotation, biological process: negative regulation of canonical Wnt signaling pathway; regulation of DNA-templated transcription. The transcript has 12 exons. Lineage: Eukaryota; Metazoa; Arthropoda; Insecta; Hymenoptera; Apidae. The record is from RefSeq and is a predicted model, not a curated record. The coding region runs from base 126 to 2519 and encodes 797 amino acids. Gene Ontology annotation, molecular function: transcription corepressor activity; protein binding. Gene Ontology annotation, cellular component: transcription regulator complex; nucleus.
GCUAUGACCUGGGAUACCGCCGGAUAUACCUGAGGAUAACGGGAGACAUAUCCAUUACUCCUGACAGGACUUCGUCGUGACGGGAGGAAGCCAACAUAACCUCUUCGAGGGUCUUUGACGAUAAGAUGUACCCCAGUGCCGGUAUAAACGCUGCGGCAGCUGUGGCUGUGGCAGCUGCAGCACGGCACCCGGGUCCACCGCAACCCGGGCAGCAAAUUAAAUUCACAGUCGGAGAAUCCUGCGAUAGGAUCAAAGAAGAAUUCAACUUCUUGCAGAACCAAUGCCAUGCGUUGAAGCUCGAGUGCGAGAAACUGGCCACGGAGAAGAUCGAGAUUCAGCGGCAUUACGUGAUGUAUUACGAGAUGUCGUACGGCCUAAACGUGGAGAUGCACAAGCAGGCCGAAAUAUCGAAGAGACUGAACGCAAUCAUCGCACAGAUUUUGCCCUUCCUGUCACAAGAACAUCAACAGCAGGUCGCCACCGCUGUUGACAGGGCAAAACAGGUCACGAUGACGGAGCUGAACUCCAUAAUUGGGCAACAGAGACCUGAUAUAUCAAGACUGCUGCAGCAAAUGCAUGCUCAACAACUGCCACCGGGGACGGCUUUAGGCGCUCAUCCAGGGCUACCCGGACUUCCGGGACUAGGACCAGCUGCUGGACUUCCGGUGCCGACUUCCGCCUCCUCUGCUCUUCUUGGUCUCGGCCUAACGCCGGGGGCAGCCACAGCACCCGGCACAACAGCAGCUCAUCCGCUGUCGAUGCUAAGUAAACCGGAACUGCAUCGUGGCCAACCCGAUGAUUUAAAGAGCAAUGGCGGUCUCAGCUCGACCGAGGAGAGACACAGGAGCUCGAUAUCGCCCGGUGAUAAAUACAGUCGUCCGCGAACACCGCAGGAGACGCAUCAUUCCCAUCAUUCGCAGAAUCACCAUGACCAUCCCAUGCACAUCAAGAAGAUGAAGAAGGAGCAGGACAAGGACAUCGGUCAUAGCGACGGUGAAAAGAGCGAUCAGGAUUUGGUUGUGGACGACGCGAGCGAGGGACCAACGAGCCCGGUAGUAAACGGCACAACGUCACCCCGAGAGAACGGUCUCGACAAAGUUGCACCCAUGGGUGCCGGUGUUCAAACGAAGAAAGACGUUCCUCCGCAUUCGCCGAGAAGCGGAACAAGUAGCAACGCGAGCACACCCUCCGCUAAGAAAAUGGAGGAACGGGAGAAACCAACGACACCGAUCUCCAAACCAUUGACGCCCACGUCAGGUUCCGCGAUCGGCGGUGGUUUGAAACUAUCGGCAUCGGCCAAGCUGCUUCAGGGUCCGCCACCUCCCGGUGUACCCAGCGCGUAUCCACCGCACUAUGCUCCUGGACCACCACCUCACCAUCUGGCACCAGCUGGCCAGCAUCCACACGUCGACAUGAUGGGUUACAAUGGCUACGCGGCGCCUAGAGCACCACCUUCGCUCCAACAGCUCUACGAUCCCCACGCGGCCAUGAGAGCUCCCAUGGGAUCCGUCGGAGUACCCGGAGGCAAACCCGCGUACAGCUUCCACGUGUCGAGCGAGGGCCAGAUGCAGCCGGUGCCCUUCCCACCGGAUGCGCUCAGCGGACAAGGGAUACCGCGUCAUGCGCGGCAAAUUAAUACCCUCAGCCACGGGGAGGUCGUGUGCGCUGUCACGAUCUCCAAUCCGACCAAGUAUGUGUACACCGGCGGCAAGGGAUGCGUCAAGGUCUGGGACAUAGGCCAGGGCGGCACGGGAAGCACCAAGUCGGUCUCACAGCUCGACUGUCUGCAGCCUGAUAACUACAUCAGGUCUGUGAAGCUGCUCCCGGAUGGCAGGACGCUGAUAGUCGGCGGUGAGGCCAGCAGGCUGAGUAUCUGGGAUCUGGCGUGUCCAACCCCAAGGAUCAAGGCCGAAUUAAUCUCUUCCGCUCCUGCGUGUUACGCUCUCGCGAUUUCGCCGGACUCGAAGGUUUGCUUCAGCUGCUGCAGCGACGGCAGCAUCGCCGUCUGGGAUCUCCAGAAUCAGUCUCUGGUCAGACAGUUCCAAGGUCACACAGACGGUGCCUCCUGUAUCGAUAUCUCCGCGGAUGGUUCGAAAUUGUGGACCGGCGGAUUGGACAACACCGUGCGUUCUUGGGAUCUGCGAGAGGGAAGACAGCUGAAGCAACACGACUUCACGUCGCAGAUAUUCUCGUUAGGUUACUGUCCCACGGGAGAAUGGCUAGCUGUGGGCAUGGAGAACUCGAACGUAGAGGUGUUGCACGCCUCCAAUCCCGACAAGUAUCAGCUACACCUGCACGAGUCGUGUGUACUAUCGCUAAGAUUCGCCUCCUGCGGCAAGUGGUUCACCUUGACUGGGAUUCCACUGGUGGCCGGUGUCCUCACGAACGACGUGUCUUGUUCCUGUUUUCAGUCGAAGGAAUCGUCGUCGGUGCUGAGCUGCGACAUAUCCGCGGACGACAGGUACAUCGUUACCGGUUCAGGUGACAAGAAGGCGACCGUCUACGAGGUCAUGUACUGAACAUAGAUACCGCAACGACGACACCACACCACAGACCGAACGAACUCAUCCCGUACCCGAGAGAACUCUUCUCAGCGUGGGUGUACAUAGUUCUUAUACGAUAUUACGAGAGACGUUUGUUGCCGUUGUUCUUGUUAUUGUUGUUGUUGUUACUCUUGGUGAAAAGAAAAGGGUCCGUGCAAGAAAGAGAGGAGAGAAAAGGAAGGAAGCAAGCAUGAAAACGAGCCGAGCGAACCGGAGUAAAGAAGACGAAGAAAGAACCGUGUUGUGUGCAAUCGUAUGUUAAAUUAUGAAUUAAAUUAUAUGCUCGAAGUAAUUUCUACUGAGAAAACCAAAUCGAGCUCUAGCGUGAUUUUAAAGGAAAGGAACAGUUUCGUGACAUCGACGACGAAGGAAGUGGUAACUCCUUCGAAUCCGAUUCGAUGAAUUUUUAUCGCAUUCGACAGAGACUGCGAAGAAAAAACAAAAAACGAGAGAAGUUUCUCUCGGUCCCGACAGGCUCGAAACUCUUGCAGACACAAAACAGUUCGUUCCGCUCGUUUUUCCCGCGCGUCGCCGCCAUUUUGGCCCGAUACUCCGCGGGGUUAAUUAGAAAACAGAAACGCUGGCAUUCGUAAUUCGCGUUUUCUCUGUACAUUUUGUAUAUACGUAUACAUAUUAUAUAUAUAUAUAUACACACACACACCGUCAGUCUUAAGUAAGGUUAUACCAUGAUAUUUUUCUACGUCCCCUAAAAGUGAGACGGAAAGCGACGAGUAAAGUAGAAGCAGAAACAGACAGGAUACAAGGAAAAAACGAAUAAAAAAGAAAAACAAACAAAAA